ACAGCUGAUUAACCUAAAAACUUUCGUGGAAAUUGGAAUUUCACAGAAAUGAAAAAUGUUAUUUGAAAUAAUAUACUAUGUGAGCCAUACUGAACCAAUAAAAGAUUUUCGUUUAUCCAGGUGUUUGUAAGCUACGGAAUUCUAAAGAUGGAGAAAAUUGUUAAGUUUAGUACUACGAUUCGGAACAAUUGGAAAAAAUCUGUUGUAGGGGCCUGCGCAUUGGUUUAUGGAGCCUCGGUAGCCAAAGAAAAAUACGAAAUCAAUAUUCUUAUGAGAGCAGCAUGCAAGGAAGCGGCUCAGUAUGGAGAUGCAUUAAUACCCAUGGAGCGUAAUCCUACUGUUGUAACUGUGAUCCUAAAUCCAGUUGCUAAUAAGAGAUCAGCUAAAAAGGACUUUGAAAAAUAUUGCGAACCACUACUGCAUCUCGCUGGGUUGCAAGUUGAUGUUGUGCAAACAGCUUCAGAGGGUAAUGCAAAGGAAAUUGUAGAGACAUUGAAGGGCACAGAGGCGAUAAUCGUAGCAGGAGGUGAUGGGACUUUAUCAGAGACUGUUACAGGUCUCCUUCGCAGAAAUGAUGAAGCCAAUCGUUUUCCACUUGGUGUUCUUCCCCUCGGCCGCACUAACAAGCUCGGUAACAGCUUAUUUCCUGGUGGAUCAGAUAAUGUGGAUAAAGUGAAACAGCUCAUUGAUGCUUCAAUGGCUAUAAUCAAAGGCAACACUGAAUGGAAAGAUGCUCUCAAAAUAGAACAAAUAACAGAGGGUGAGGAAACCCCAAGGCCAAUCUUUGCCUUAAGUUCAAUAGAAUGGGGUGCUUUUAGGGACACAAUGGCCAAGAAAGACAAAUACUGGUUCACUGCAGGUUUAAGAUAAUAUGCCACAUUUCUAUUUAAUGGUUAUAAGGACUCUAUUACUUGGAAUUGCAGUGGCAUACUGAAAUACACACCGCCUUGUGCUGGAUGUGCUAACUGUGUUCCAAAAAAGCCGGAGCCUAAACGAAAAUGGUCAUUCUUCAUUCCCAGCACACAAGCUGCAACUGUAAACCCAAAAGAGGUUAAUCCAGAAUGCUUGAAAACAGAGGAGUUGUGUUUCAAGACAGCAGAGUUUAAAAUAGAAACAGCUGCAGACAAACAGGAGAAGCCCUCUUUGAAAAUAAUACUGGGGAAGAACAACUAUUCGUAUUCACAGUUUGUUAGUGAAGGUUGGGACAGAUUGAAAAACAAGCCAGAGGUUAAAGAAGUUAUUUCUGCUCGAACAGUGGUGCUGAUGCCACAGGACCCAGGUAAAGAAGUCACCAUAGAGAUUGACAAGGAAGAAUUUGAGUUAAAACCCGUUAAGGUAACAAUACUACCCAAAGUUGUUAAAUUGUUUUGUUUACAGUAAAUGUGUGAUAAAACCUGG
Molecule: messenger RNA, 1398 nt
Organism: Leguminivora glycinivorella
Lineage: Eukaryota; Metazoa; Arthropoda; Insecta; Lepidoptera; Tortricidae
Gene: Mulk
Product: acylglycerol kinase, mitochondrial
Exons: 3
Biological process (GO): protein insertion into mitochondrial inner membrane; ceramide biosynthetic process
Cellular component (GO): mitochondrion; TIM22 mitochondrial import inner membrane insertion complex
Molecular function (GO): ATP-dependent diacylglycerol kinase activity; acylglycerol kinase activity; ceramide kinase activity
Source: RefSeq, a predicted model, not a curated record